AUGUUGACGAAAUUUGAGACAAAAUCUGCCCGUGUCAAAGGGCUUUCUUUUCAUCCGAAACGCCCCUGGGUUCUUGCCAGUUUACAUAAUGGUGUUAUACAAUUAUGGGACUAUCGUAUGUGUACCCUAUUAGACAAAUUUGAUGAGCACGAUGGUCCUGUUCGUGGAAUCUGCUUCCAUAAUCAACAACCAUUGUUUGUAUCUGGUGGUGAUGAUUACAAAAUUAAAGUAUGGAAUUAUAAACAGCGUAGAUGUAUCUUUACUUUAUUAGGCCACUUAGAUUAUAUCAGAACAAUUGAAUUUCAUCAAGAAUACCCAUGGAUCUUAAGUGCAUCAGAUGAUCAAACAAUCCGUAUUUGGAACUGGCAGAGCCGCACUUGCAUUUGUGUAUUAACUGGACAUAAUCACUAUGUAAUGUGUGCACAGUUCCAUCCUACUGAAGACAUAAUAGUAUCAGCUUCUUUAGAUCAAACGGUCAGGGUAUGGGAUAUAUCUGGUUUGAGAAAGAAAAAUGUGGCUCCUGGUCCAGGAGGCCUGGAAGAUCAUUUGAAAAAUCCUGGAGCAACAGAUUUGUUUGGCCAAGCCGAUGCUGUUGUAAAACAUGUCCUCGAAGGACACGAUCGUGGUGUUAAUUGGGCGUCUUUCCACCCCACAUUACCCUUAAUUGUUUCUGGAGCCGACGAUCGUCAGAUUAAAAUGUGGAGAAUGAAUGACGCUAAAGCGUGGGAGGUUGAUACUUGUCGUGGACAUUACAACAACGUUUCUUGUGUCUUAUUCCACCCUAGACAAGACUUAAUUCUUUCAAAUUCUGAGGAUAAGAGUAUUCGUGUUUGGGAUAUGACAAAACGUUCUUGCUUACACACAUUCAGAAGAGAGCACGAAAGAUUUUGGGUCCUUGCUGCUCAUCCCACUUUAAACCUUUUUGCUGCUGGUCAUGAUUCUGGAAUGAUUAUUUUCAAACUUGAGAGAGAACGUCCAGCGUAUGCUGUGUAUGGCAAUGUUCUUUAUUAUGUAAAAGAACGUUUCCUUAGAAAAUUGGAUUUUACUACUUCGAAAGACACGUCUGUUAUGCAGAUUCGUGGAGGAGGGAAGAUACCUCCCUAUAGUAUGUCAUAUAAUCAAGCAGAAAACGCUGUUUUAAUUUGUACAAGAUCACCUAACAAUGUUGAGAACAGUACCUAUGAUCUGUACAUGAUACCUCGUGAAGGUGAUUCAAAUACCGAAGCAGACACAAAACGAGCAUCUGGAGUCACCGCGAUUUGGGUUGCUAGAAACCGUUUUGCUGUAUUAGACAGAGUAUAUUCGCUGGUCAUCAAAAACUUGAAGAAUGAAGUUACUAAAAAGGUGCAGAUAUCGAAUUGUGAUGAAAUAUUCUAUGCUGGCACGGGAAUGCUCCUGCUACGGGAUGCUGACCAAGUAACACUCUUUGAUGUUCAGCAAAAAAGGAUAUUGGCCGAAGUUAAGAUCUCUAAAUGCAGAUACGUCGUUUGGUCUAGCGACAUGUCUCAUGUUGCUCUACUUGCAAAACAUACGGUUAACAUCUGUAACAGACGAUUAGAGUCCCUGUGCUCCGUUCAUGAGAACACUAGAGUUAAGUCAGGAGCAUGGGACGAUUCUGGAGUAUUUAUCUACACUACUAGUAAUCACAUUAAAUAUGCAAUUAAUAACGGUGAUCACGGCAUCAUUCGCACAUUAGAUUUACCAAUCUAUGUAACUAGAGUGAAAGGCAAUCAAGUUUAUUGCCUGGACAGAGAAUGCAGACCAAGGAUCCUUAGAAUAGAUCCAACAGAAUAUAAAUUCAAACUGGCUUUGAUUAAUAGAAAGUAUGAAGAAGUAUUGCACAUGGUUCGCAAUGCAAAUCUCGUCGGUCAAUCUAUAAUUGCGUACCUGCAACAAAAGGGGUAUCCCGAAGUUGCUUUGCACUUUGUCAAAGACGAAAAAACUAGAUUUGGUCUUGCUCUGGAAUGCGGAAAUAUUGAAGUUGCUUUAGAAGCGGCAAGAUCUCUCGAUCAGAAAGCCUGUUGGGAGAGUUUAGCUCAAGCAGCGUUACUACAAGGCAAUCAUCAAGUUGUGGAGAUGUGUUAUCAGAGAACAAAGAAUUUCGAAAAGUUAUCAUUCCUCUACCUCAUUACCGGUAACUUGGAAAAGUUACGUAAAAUGAUAAAAAUUGCAGAAAUUAGAAAGGAUGUCUCUGGACAAUAUCAGGGUAGCCUGUUACUUGGUGACAUCUAUGAGCGUGCAAAAAUUUUAAAGAAUUCCGGCCAAGCAUCUUUAGCUUACGUGACAGAAAAAGUUCACGGAAUUUCAUCGUCGGAAGAUGAUGUUCACUACAGCUCCAUGAGCGAAGAACUUUCUGCCCUAGAAAAAGGAGCAGUAUAUCUCCAGCCACCUGUACCUAUUCAACAGGCUGAAAAUAACUGGCCAUUGUUAACAGUUUCGAAAGGUUUCUUCGAGGGUGCAAUGUUAUCACGUGGAAAGAGCCAAGUAGCUGCUGCUUUGGCUCCAGAAGAAGAUACUACUGUGCCUGCCGAAGGAUGGGGCAAUGAUGAAGAAUUAGGAAUAGAUGACGAAGAAGGUGGUGAAACAGAACAGCCACCUGAAGGUGAAGAAAGUGCUGGAUGGGACGUUGAAGACGUAGAUCUACCUCCAGAACUUGAAACUGCAGUUACUACAACAGAAGAUGGUUAUUUUACACCACCCACAAAAGGAGUACCACCAACACAACAUUGGGUGAACAAUUCCCAAUUAGUUGUAGACCAUAUAUUGGCUGGAUCAUUUGAAACAGCAUUUAGAUUAUUAAACGAUCAAGUCGGUGUGGUUGAAUUCGCGGCUUAUGAGAAUCUCUUUAUGAACACAUAUGCACGUGCGAAAACAGCCUUCGACACAUUACCUAGUAUACCUUCUUUACAUGCGUAUCCUCAAAGAAAUUGGAAAGAUACAAAUCCAAAAAGCGGUCUACCUGCAAUUGGAUUACAUCUGACAGAUUUAGUUCAGAGACUUCAAGUAUGUUAUCACUUAACAACCGGUGGAAAAUUCCUGGAAGCAAUCGAAAAGUUCCAAGCAAUUUUACUUAGUGUACCACUGUUAGUUGUGGACACGAGACAAGAUAUUGCGGAAGCUCAGCAGUUAAUUCAAAUUUGCAGGGAGUAUAUUCUAGGUUUAAAAAUGGAGACUGAAAGGAAGAAUUUGCCUAAAGCCACUCUAGCUGAACAAAAACGCAUUUGCGAAAUGGCAGCUUACUUCACACAUUGCAGUUUGCAACCAGUACAUCAAAUCCUCACUUUGAGGAUAGCUGUGAAUAUGUUCUUUAAAUUGAAGAACUACAAAACCGCUUCUUCCUUCGCUAGGAGAUUACUUGAAUUAGGUCCCAAACCGGACUUAGCACAGCAAGUUAGAAAAAUAUUACAAGCAUGUGAUAAGAAUCCAGUGGAUGAGCAUCAAUUAGUCUAUGAUGAGCAUAAUCCAUUCUCGUUAUGUGCUAGCACAUUCGUUCCAAUUUAUAAAGGGAAGCCAGAAGUUAAGUGUCCCUUAUGUGGAGCUAGUUAUUUGCCACAGUUUAAGGAGACAGUAUGUAAAGUUUGUGAUGUUGCAUUAAUUGGUAAAGAAUGCAUUGGCUUAAGGAUAAGCCCCAUACAAUUCCGAUAAUUUUUUACUAUGUGCUUACAUUAAUGCAUCUAUCGAUGGAAAUAUCGUCAGCGUCUAAAAAUUAGACACAGCAAUGCAUUAUGCAUACAGUAUCAAUUUUGU
Messenger RNA from Dufourea novaeangliae, 3747 nucleotides. RefSeq names its product coatomer subunit alpha (gene alphaCOP). The transcript is spliced from 5 exons. Lineage: Eukaryota; Metazoa; Arthropoda; Insecta; Hymenoptera; Halictidae. Gene Ontology annotation, molecular function: protein binding; structural molecule activity. The record is from RefSeq and is a predicted model, not a curated record. Gene Ontology annotation, cellular component: COPI vesicle coat. Bases 1 to 3645 code for a protein of 1214 amino acids. Gene Ontology annotation, biological process: intra-Golgi vesicle-mediated transport; endoplasmic reticulum to Golgi vesicle-mediated transport; retrograde vesicle-mediated transport, Golgi to endoplasmic reticulum.